Tricharina praecox is the source of this 614-nucleotide messenger RNA. RefSeq lists its product as uncharacterized. NCBI's taxonomy places the organism in Eukaryota, Fungi, Ascomycota, Pezizomycetes, Pezizales, Pyronemataceae. The transcript has a single exon. The coding region runs from base 84 to 479 and encodes 131 amino acids. The record is from RefSeq and is a predicted model, not a curated record.
GGAAGGGAAAGGGGAACGGGGAGUUGCUCGAUAACGGUCCGCCGCACAUUGGUUGGCUCGCUUGGGCCACCGAGUGAUCUUGGAUGUCCGCUUAUCAGCCACGUCAAUGCAGCCAGCCGGCUAGCCAACGUUACAUAGAGUGGUUAACGCUUACUCUGCCAACCACCAUCACCAUCAGCACUGCAGCCCCACCCAUAAUCCACCACACCCCUCCCACCGAACAGGGGAUCUUAACACACGUUUCUCCGAAGCCGGCCUCUGCAUCCGAAGCACAGAAACAGCGCACAGCGGCGGCGGUGGUUGUGUCGGUAUCGGUGGUGGUGGUGCUGGUGUUGGUGGUGGUGGUGGUGGCUGUCAGGAAACACGUCUAUUCGCUUCGUUCCUUGCCACGCCUAUCUGCAUCUAACCAUCAUCUCCAACAUUCCAGAAAAAAACGAAGAAUUCUUCGUGCAUGUGUUAGAGUGUAUCGUAUCUGCUAGGCCCCGCCGCCAUACCUAUCUAAAUACCGCUCCUCCCCCCCGCCCCACUAUUGGGUGUUGGAUUCUGCUUUGCUGCUUGACACAGGACACCCGAUAUAUAACUCAACGACGCCGCCCCGCUAGCUCCUCGCCAUC